UGUAUACAUUACUUGUAAAGCUGAUUCAUUUGCCUUGCUUUACGUUUUUUAUUACUGUUAGUUCCUCCUCUGACUCAAAAAAUGUUCCCUAAUUUUACUGUCCCUUCCUAGAAUACGUUAAUCAUUACCUUAGGGUUAUUUGGAAGGGGGCAAGGGUUUCUGGUCAGAGUGUUUAUGUGUAUUUAUUUCGGACAUCCACUCGACGGCUAGAGGGGUUCCUAUUGCCCAUAUUUCACUUAUUGUGCAUGGAGUUUUUUUUUAGUUUUUUUUAUAUCUGAGAGCAUGGAUAAUUAUGCAGAUAUCCGGGCCUUUUGAUUCAGUUCAGUUUGAAUUUAUUUUUGGAGAUAGUGACCCUCUCUUUUAUCUUUUCGAUAUAUGAAGAUUCAGAGCUGGCACGGAGAAUAAAUCCCAAACCUGUUGCUGUCAUUAGAUCUCCUUAAUGAAGGGUACGGAUCAGUCUUAAAAGGGCUCUCUAAACUGUCAGCUAUUGGAGCAGCUGCUACCCUUAUAUCCCAUGGACAGCUGCCUCUGAAAUGCCUGGAACAAAGCUCGCAUGGAGCAGGAGCAAAUGGGGGACAUCUCUACUCAUUGCUCAGACACACCUUCCCCAAACCUACAACUGGAGCAUCAUCAUCAUGCCUACAACUGAACUGGAUGGUCUUUAUAAUGCAAUAACCUCCUACAAGCUGCUUGAAUGCAUCCAGUAUUGAUCAUUGUCCUUGCCUCGCCAACAUCAAUGGUAUCAUGGAAUUUCAACAACAGAGGAUGAGUCGAUGAGGAGGUAAAAGCAGAGAGCGAUUGUGAUAGACUGGAAUGGGUAAACGCCAUCGUCCAAAAUGUUCAGACAGUGUCCUUCUCAAGACGGUUCUUCUGCUUAUCUUCUGCGAGCAAGUGAAUGCCCAGUGUAAGAUUGUCAAAUGCAAUUCUGAUUAUGUGUCUGCCACGAUGAACUUGAGGGGUUCCGGCAGAAAUGCUGAGAUCCAGAAAUGUAAUGCCCUCCGUGCCUAUUCCCAAUGUACCCGCAAAACUGCUCGCACCUGCCGUGGAGACCUGAUCUACCACUCGGCAGUGCACAUCAUUGAAGAUCUCAUGAUUCAGCACAACUGUUCCAAAGAGGGGCCUACUGCAUCCCCCAGACCUCAACCCCCACAACCACGCCCUGAGGGGCCCAGGAAACAGGAGGCCUGUGAUUAUGAGAGAACUUUCCGUGAGAAGCAUGGCAAGAUUCCAAAGUAUCUCCACUGUGGGGUGUUUGGGGACCCUCAUUUACGCACUUUUAGUGGUGACUUUCAGACAUGUCGAGUCAACGGGUCAUGGCCUCUAUUGGACAAUGAAUAUCUGUUUGUCCAAGCCACCAGCUCACCACUCUCCACUAUGUCCAACGCCACAGUUAUUACUAAGAUCACCAUCAUCUUUAAAAAUAUGAAGCAGUGCAUAGAUCAGAAGGUUUACCAGGCCGAAGUGAACAACCUCCCAGCAGCCUUUGAUGAUGGCUCAGUAAACGGAGGUAGACGAGGGGGAGGAAGUAACCUUAAGAUCUACGACAGGGAGCCUGGGAGCUUAAUAGAGAUCGAGGCCCCUUAUAUUGGCACAAUCAUACGGGUUCGCCAGCUGGCCAAGCAGCUCUCAUUCUCCCUGCGCAUGCCUGAGGACAUCUCAUUAGCCUUCCAAGAGGAGCAGGAUUUGCAGCUAUGCCUGGGAGGAUGCCCAGCCAGCCAGUUCAUAUUGAGGACUAAGGAUCUUGGAAGGACAAGCUCUAUCAGCACCGAAAAAGCCAAAUCCUUGUGCAGAGUCAAACUCCCAGUUGAGGAUGCUUAUUUCCAGUCUUGCGUUUUUGAUGUGGCCUUAUCUGGAGAUGCUAAUAUGACAAAUGCAGCUUACUAUGCCUUGGAGGAUGCAAAAGACUUUCUCCCUGAACCAGGAACAUUACAUAUAUUUGCCACAGCAGCAGCCAAGAGUCUGCAUGUACCAGUUGCCUUAUUGCUUCUCCUUUGUCUGGCUACCACAGUGGGAAACCUUUAGCUAUUUGGGCAUUGAAUGUGGGCCCGGACACGUAUGUGAAGAUAGUAGAGCCAACAUUUGGCAGAAGCUUUAUCAUUUUAACAACUGUUCUGGUGCAUUUCCUCUGGAUUUAGACAAACCUAUUGUAGAUAAAACUUUACAGUAUUUCAUGGCAGUGUCGGACUGGCCCACAGGGAUACCAGGAAAAUUCCCGGUGGGCCCAGGUAUCAGUGGGCUCUCAUGCUGCUAAACAUUUGGCCUAUUUCAUGGUCAUUCCCUAUUUAUAUGAGAAGAAAGAGGCUAAAUAGAUGGAAUAAUAGAUUAUAGUAUGUAAAGAAAAGAGUCCAGGACAACAGAGGUUGAACGAAGAGAGGAAGAAUAACAGUGCCCUUGAUCUAAGGUUUUUGGGUGGGCCCCUGGUUUAAGGUUUUUGGGUGGGCCCCCGGUAUCUCAGUCCGACACUGUUUCAUGGUAUAGGAGUUAAAUAUCAGGCCGCUGCCAGCAAAUCCCAAAUUAGUAAUACUAAUACAGAAUAUUCUGGAUGUUCUUCUGGAUUUUCUAUGACGUUUAGCUAAAUCACAUUGCCGAACCCAUUAAAGAACUGUAUCACUCACACACACAUGUAUAUAUAUAAGGUUUACCAGUAGGGGGGAUUAAAGUAUAAGUAAACCUUUAAAUUAAGUGAAUGUAGAAUUGACAAGGGGGCUAUUUUAAGCACUUUUGUCAGUUACAUUCAUUAUUUAUUU
Messenger RNA from Xenopus laevis (African clawed frog), 2747 nucleotides. It is a transcript of the gene hjv.S, whose product is annotated as hemojuvelin BMP co-receptor S homeolog. Gene Ontology annotation, biological process: BMP signaling pathway. Gene Ontology annotation, cellular component: plasma membrane. The record is from RefSeq and is a predicted model, not a curated record. Gene Ontology annotation, molecular function: coreceptor activity. Bases 814 to 2022 code for a protein of 402 amino acids. The transcript is spliced from 4 exons. Lineage: Eukaryota; Metazoa; Chordata; Amphibia; Anura; Pipidae.